AUGGACCCGGAGGAGCCGGCGCUUGCUUUCUGGGGGGGGUUUCUUUCCGUAGCGGCGCCGACAUCUCGUCACUCGUUCCGUUACAGCGGGGCUCGACCCCCUCCUUCGGGGCAGACGGUGCCGGAGAGUGCCAGUGUGGAGGAGGAUGAGGAGGAGGAGGGAGAGGGGGACGCGGAUGAGGAUAAUGAGGGGAGCGGGGAUGACAGCGAGGCUGGGUGGGACCCAGAGACGCAUGGCAGUGGGGAGGGGGGAGAAGAUGACGAAGACCACGAGAUGGAUGGGUUGGAGCCAGAGGGGCGGGAGGAGGAGGUGGGAGAGGGUGGUGGAGGGGCGGCAACCGAGGCGGGAUCACAGCUUGUCCGUGAAGGGGGAGGGAGCGUGGGGGUUAAGGUGGGGAAAAAGGCCGUGACCAUUAAGGCCCCAAUGCAUAGAAAGAGAGCGAACAAGUUGAGGGAGCGGGCGUAUCCAUUCACGUUCACUGGGGAGCCCUUAGGAGAGGGUGUGAUUGCUCCGGAGUUCCUAGAUGAGGACGGCGGGUCCGAGAGUAGUAUGGGGACUGGCAAGGGGGGUAACAGGAAACCGGGGUGGCAAGUGCACAUGUUCGGACCGAAAGGGGCAGACGAGAAGCGUCAGUGCAAGAUUUGCAUUGACAAGAUUUCGUGGAAGCAGUCCACAACCACACCCGGCGAGCGGCACUUCGCGAGCCACCACACAGCGCACAUGCACGUAUGGCAUCACCGUUACCACACCCCGUCCCUUCAUUUGCCAGGGGAGACGUUUCCACGAGGGGGCUACAAGGGCGUGCCGGAUGGCUACGUACAGCAGUGGGCGCAUGCCAAGUCUUGGCCGCAUCUCCCCAAGAAGAAGGGGAAGGCGUCUGAUGGCGGACCAGGGUCAGCGUUUCGGGAGCUCCUGAUCCUGCUGAACCGCAAUUGUGCGCAGAAGAACUUCAUCCCUUCGCGCUGGACGGUUUCCCACGACACUGUGGUCUAUGCGGCUGCCGCUCUUCAUGUUAGAGACUAA
This is a messenger RNA of Closterium sp. Naga37s-1, 1023 nucleotides long. Lineage: Eukaryota; Viridiplantae; Streptophyta; Zygnematophyceae; Desmidiales; Closteriaceae. The record is from the annotation of a GenBank genome assembly.